AGUAUCUCACCCAAUAAAAUUUUUCGAUUCAGUCGGUCAAUACAUCUCCAGGUUCGCCACAACGUAUGAUAUGGCAUGUCACUGUUACACAGUGGCUAGAGCCAUAUAACUAGUAUCCUCGCAGACCCAUAUUGUGGGUUUUACGCUCUGAUACAAUUUACCUUUACUGAAGGGGACUGCAGUCUAGCUCCAAAACAGUGCUCGGCGCCCUCAAAGCAAAGCCUUUCUAAAAAUUACGGUUACCAUUGCCAUACUUUCAAAUAUCAACGUACAACUAUUCACCUGGUCAGAUUCUCCUUUACUACUUGUAGUUCCUCAAAAUGUCAUCUGCAGACCAGAAAGGAGAAAUCCCCCAAACUCAUCGAACUAUUCUGCUUCCUGGCAAGCCAACCAGCAGCAAGCCUCAUCCAAACGACGAGGAAGCACUGCAGAGAGGUUCCGACAUCGAUCGAGAUAGUCGAACUUCGAGUGAGGGAUGGAGACCAAUGAUUGGUCGACGCCAGAGCUGGAAUGAAGAGGACAGGAAGCAUGAGCUUCAGGCUUGGCUGCUGGGAGUGGAAGAAGGGAAGGAGACUGGCUUCACCGAAUCGUCGCACGAAAUCUAAUGAAUGAAUGAAUGAAUGAAUGACGGAAUGACAGAAUGAUGAUUGAAGUUGAAAUUAAAAGGUCACGAAUGCUGUCUAGCAUGAUGUGGGUUUGUGAUUAGGUGGAUAGGAUCAAGCUGACAGCGGGCUGUUUGGGAUUCUGUUCGCGUUUUCUCCUCGAACUAGUGGCUCUUUCCCUCUCGUGUCUAGUGUUUCAUUGUUGUAUGCCUAGCAAAUUGAUUAAUGACAAUGUGCUCACUUCAGACUUUGAUUCGGUAGUGGAGCAGGGGAACUA
Messenger RNA from Aspergillus pseudotamarii, 879 nucleotides. RefSeq lists its product as uncharacterized. Bases 321 to 605 code for a protein of 94 amino acids. The record is from RefSeq and is a predicted model, not a curated record. NCBI's taxonomy places the organism in Eukaryota, Fungi, Ascomycota, Eurotiomycetes, Eurotiales, Aspergillaceae. The transcript has a single exon.